This is a messenger RNA of Glycine soja, 1810 nucleotides long. RefSeq names its product cytochrome P450 71A26-like. The record is from RefSeq and is a predicted model, not a curated record. Bases 79 to 1641 code for a protein of 520 amino acids. Lineage: Eukaryota; Viridiplantae; Streptophyta; Magnoliopsida; Fabales; Fabaceae. Gene Ontology annotation, molecular function: oxidoreductase activity, acting on paired donors, with incorporation or reduction of molecular oxygen; iron ion binding; monooxygenase activity. The transcript is spliced from 2 exons.
AUAUAUAUACAUGAACCAACACAUACUAUUACCAUCUUACUAAGUCCACUUAUCAUCAUAACCUUGAAGCAGAAUCCAAUGUCGAAUUUUCUGAAUGCAACAUCCUCCUUCUGGUUCUUCCUAUCUAUGCUAUCAUUGUUCAUCUUCCUAGCCUUUCCCACCAUAUUCAAUCUCUUAUCAAAGCUGAAUUAUUCCAAAUCAGCAAAAAACUCACCCCCAUCUCCUCCAAAACUCCCAAUCCUAGGAAACCUCCAUCAACUUGGCAUGUCACAUCACCGCACACUCCAAUCUCUAGCUCAGUCCUAUGGCCCUUUAAUGCUACUUCACUUCGGGAAGGUACCGGUUCUCGUGGUCUCAACCGCCGAAGCGGCGCGUGAGGUUCUGAAAACCCAGGACCACGUUUUCUGCAACAGACCACAUCGUAAGAUGUUUGACAUCUUCUGGUAUGGUUCCAGAGACGUAGCAUCUGCUCCAUAUGGCCACUACUGGAGGCAGGUGAAGAGUAUCUGCGUCUUGCAUCUUCUGAGUGCCAAAAAGGUUCUAUCUUUUCGUAGAGUGAGGGAAGAGGAAGUUGUUUUAUUGAUAGGGAAAGUUAAAAAGAGUUUUUGUUCUGAUUUCAUAAUGCCAGUGAACUUAACUGAUUUGUUUUCUGAUGUUACUAAUGAUAUAGUGUGUAGGUGUGUUAUUGGGAGGAGGUAUGAGGGGAGUGAGCUUAGAGGGCCAAUGAGCGAGUUGGAAGAGUUGUUGGGGGCUUCGGUUUUGGGAGACUAUAUACCUUGGCUUGAUUGGUUGGGGAGAGUUAAUGGGGUGUAUGGUAAGGCAGAGAGAGCGGCUAAAAAACUUGAUGAGUUUUUGGAUGAAGUUGUUGAUGAGCAUGUUUGUAAGAGAGACCAUGAUGAUGGUUGUGGUGAUGAUGAUGUUGAUGGUUAUGGCCAGAAUGAUUUUGUGGACAUCUUGCUGUCGAUUCAGAAAACAAGCAGCACCACCGAUUUCCAGGUUGAUAGGACAAUCAUGAAGGCUUUGAUCAUGGAUAUGUUUGGUGCAGGAACUGAUACCACUCUUGCAGUCCUAGAGUGGGCUAUGACAGAACUAUUGAGGCACCCAAAUGUGAUGCAGAAACUACAAGACGAGGUAAGAAGUGUGGCUGGGGGCAGGACUCACAUAACUGAGGAGGAUUUGAAUGUCAUGCGUUACUUGAAAGCAGUCAUUAAAGAAAUUCUUAGAUUGCACCCUCCAUCUCCCAUAUUGAUUCCAAGGGAAUCCAUGCAAGAUACGAAAUUGAUGGGCUAUGACAUUGCAAUUGGCACACAAGUAAUAGUUAACAAUUGGGCAAUUUCAACAGACCCUUUGUACUGGGACCAACCACUAGAAUUUCAACCAGAGAGAUUCUUGAAGAGUUCAAUAGAUGUCAAAGGACAUGAUUUUGAAUUGAUCCCAUUUGGAGCUGGAAGGAGGGGUUGCCCAGGAAUAGGGUUUACCAUGGUUGUGAAUGAGUUGGUCCUUGCAAAUAUUGUGCACCAAUUUGAUUGGACUGUGCCUGGUGGAGUGGUGGGGGAUCACACAUUGGAUAUGUCUGAAACUACUGGAUUGACUGUUCACAAAAGGUUGCCUCUUGUGGCACUUGCAUCACUUCAUAUGUGACAAAAUAUACAAGUGAAAUAUUACAAAUAAAAUCACCAACAAUAUGUUAGAUUUCAAUUGACAUCAAAAGUGAAGUGGUACAAUCGAUGAAUAAGUUGUAUCUUAUAUCAUGUUAGAUUUUAGUUUAAAACUAAUUGAUAUUAAGGAAAUUGUUUAAAAAAUAUAUGAA